AUGCAAUCUGAGAGUGCUCCAGCUGAGGAAGUUGAACUUCUUGAAGAUGCCCGGCACUUCCCCGGUUUCCCCGAAGAUUGCAAUGUAUACGGUAUCCGGUGCAGGACCGUGGACACACAUGUGUUGUGGAAUGAAACUACUGACGCUGUUACUGUUGAUGUUAAUACAGGUCUUCGCUGUAUUAAUAUACUAGGAAGACCAAUAUGUCUGGACUAUGAAUGUAGAUGGCUGUGCUGCGGUUGGCACACUGUCACUUGCACACCACCUGGAACAACCACAGAAGGAACAACAACUGGAACCACAACACAAACAACUUCAGAAACAACAACAAGGACCACAACAACUACUCCAGAAACAACAACAGGUACCACAACUGGAACCACUCCAGAAGAAUGCAUACCUCACAUCAAAUUGUCAUGCUUUUGGACUACAUGGUUUGAUGAUGAUUAUGGCAAAGUGAAGUCUGCCAUUGCUCCAGUUGAAGAAUUGGAGCUUCUUGCAGAUGCCCAGCACUUUGAAGGCUUUGAUUGCGUUGAUCCACGUGACAUUGAGUGCAGGACUGUGGACACCCACGAGUUCUCGAACCAGACUGAGGAUGCCGCUACCUGCGAUUUGAAUACGGGUCUGCGCUGUAGAAAUCUACCCGGGACACCAGUCUGUGCCGACUAUGAAGUUCGCUGGCACUGCUGCAGUCUAGAGAGAGUCACUUGCUCAAGUCCCCCACCACCCGAGACGACUACUACAGUAGAGCCUACAACUGAAGGAUGUCACGUUGAAGAGAUAUGUGAAUGGACCCCGUGGUGUGAUGAUGAAGAUCCCGGUGGUAAGGUGACUCCAUUUGAUGUUGGUGAGUUUGAGAUCAAAGAGGAAUGCCAACAGCACUUUCCCAUCUGCGAAUAUCCAAGGGACAUUGAAUGUGAGAUGAGUGCCAUACCCCACCUCAGUUCCUAUAUUUUGAGCCAAGAUGUGACAUGUGAUGUGGACCUUGGAUUGGUCUGUCUUCAUUCAGACACACAGCCGAUUUGCCUUGAUUACAGAAUCAGAUUUUUGUGCUGUAGAAAUGAAACGGUUGGGCCCAAUUGUCCGACAACUUUGCCCCCACCUUCGACUGAGACUCCUACAGAAAGCCCGACCCCAUCAAUCUCAGAAACGCCAACUCCAACUCCAACUGAAGUUUAUCCUACCUCUUCAUCGCCUCCACCCUCUUCAUCGCCUCCACCCAAUGCCUGUAAACCUGUGAGUUCAUCACGACCAGUGACUAUCAGUUAUGGUAACUGUAGUGACACAGUCUUUUUGAUGGAAUGCUCCGGAGGUUGUCCAUCUCUUCAGUACUUCUCAGGGGUUAAAGAUGGCCAAGUAAGUAUUGAAAAGGAAUGCUCUUGUUGUCAGAUUAGUAAAGAAACUAAUGCUGUGAUAGAAGAGAAAUUCACCAUCCCAUGCCCAGACAACACCACCAUUGAGAUCUCCGUUCCUGUGAUUGCCUCUUGUUCAUGUCAACAAGUUGAAUGUCCAGCAGUACCGUGAGGGCAAAUAUAUAUCCAUCAUGUCGCACACACUGCUUCAUCUCAACAGUAGACAUGGAUUGCAUUCUAAUUUGUUAUAUUUUUAAAUUGUAUUGUACCGAAUAUAUUCAUUUUUUCAGUGAUAAUGUACCACUUGAUAACAUAAAAGGUUCUUUGCAGAGAUGUAAUAUUUUGAAAUAAUUUCUUUCGUUUGCAUAAUACAGACCUUCAUGAAUCACUGCCUAUGUUAAUCCUUUCUUCAUUUCUUUGGUUAUUCGAUACAAGUGCAAAGUGUGAGCGAAAUUUUUCAAUAUUCUGAUCUGAAAAAUAGAUCUAACAAGGAUUGUUUGCAGUGAAUAAAGCAUUGAAUUGAAUUGAGUCACAGCCUUGUUAUAUUACUGGUUGUUCAUUGAUCAAUAUGUUCUUGUUAAAAAAACAUUUAAUGAUUAAUGUAAUGGAGUGAUACUUUAUUGGGAAAAUCAUGUUUUGUCGGAUGUCAUCAAAUGAAUGUUGAUUCAUUGACAAGUUACUGUUCUUUUGACCAGUGUGCUGCCCAAAGGUUUAUUUGACACGCAUUUUUCUGACCAUGGACAUGUCGUUUGCAAUUCAUUUGCGUAGUCUGCGAAAUACUGCCUAGUUUUGAUCCAUUUAUUGUCUACCUUUAAUUCUCUUCUUUUUAUUUUAUUGAUGAUUUUCUUGAAUCCAUAAAUUUUCUGUAAUAAUAUGCAUGCUAUUUAUAAUUUUGCAAUUAUUUCACACAAUGUGUAUUCGAUUAGUUUGCUGUGUUGUACACAGGCUUCCAUUUUAUCAGCUGAAAUUGUAAGUUGAAAUUAAAAUGUAUUUCAAUGUCUUCAAUUAGGAUGUUAUUAUCGAUUUGAUUUAAUUGAUGACAGAGGCUGAAAAGGGAUUUGACAUCAGUGCCCCAAAUUUACAACUGAAGUUUAAAACACCACCAAGGUUUUUUGAGCAUGGGUACAAACUGAAUGUGAUCCAAUAAUACAAAUUGUAGGUGCACUGUAAAGAGCAUGAUAUGAGGGUGAAGGUGUUGUACCUAGUUAAAACUUCCUUUGUGAAUUCAGACCAAUGUGUCUGAUUGGUGAAAUGACCUGCUUGUUAUGUGAUAUGGCUCUUGUGAAGAGGUUUGGAAUUUAUUUAUGUGUAAUAUAUGACUAUUUAUUUACUGGCUGAUUUGUGAAUGCAUCCUCUUGCAAUCGUUACAAUUAAAAAGGAGCUUAUUGUAGCGCUAUUAGAACUGCA
Molecule: messenger RNA, 2759 nt
Organism: Lytechinus variegatus (green sea urchin)
Lineage: Eukaryota; Metazoa; Echinodermata; Echinoidea; Temnopleuroida; Toxopneustidae
Product: mucin-5AC-like
Exons: 7
Coding region: 1-1524 (507 amino acids)
Source: RefSeq, a predicted model, not a curated record